GCGCUCUCACUGUGCUUUUUUCUGUAAUUGUCAGAAUGUAAAACUGUUGUGAUCCGGAAUGUUAACAAAUCUGAAGCAUAAACUCCGAAUAAAGUCCCAAUCUGGCCGGAUUAAGAGUGGACAGGGGAUGGAAUAGCUGUGACCGUAGGGACAGUAGUGAUGGCCGAGGAUCUCGUGGGCUACAUUCUGGUCUUUCUGACCCUGUUACGUAAAGGUGCUUUGACUCUGGAGCCCAGUUUUGAUGUUCCGGUGAUAAACAUAACUGUAGUGGUGGGGAAAACCGCCAUUUUGCCUUGCUCGGUUGAGUUUCUGGGAGAUCAUAAGGUUGUUUGGACGGACGAGUUCUCCACCUUGCUGACCUUUGACAACAAGCGUAUCAUUGAUGACGAUCGGAUUGGGAUAGACAGACCCUACACCAGAGACUGGAACCUAAUUAUUCAUGACGUAAAAGUCAAAGAUAGAGGGCGCUACAUUUGUCAAAUCAACACUCAACCAAUCAAAACAAAGCCCGUGGAUCUAAAUGUUCUAGUUCCGCCACAGAUACUGAACGAUGAUGGUGGUGGGAGAGAGAUCAUUGCCAAGGAGGGAGAGACCGUCAAUGUUGUCUGCAACGUCUCGGGAGAUCCCGCACCGAGCGUGAAGUGGUACAGACGCCCUCUAACGGAUAUAGAAGGAAAAGAAAGAGAGAGCUUAGUCAUCUCCCAGCUAGACACACCCGACGGCAGGUCGCGAGAGCCAUGCAUUUACACGUUCCCAGGCGAGUCAGGGAUCGGGAUGGAAGGGGAAAUCCUUGUAAUUCAUAACGUGAGUCGUUUUUGUGACGGUGUGUACCAGUGUGUGGCUUCUAACGACGUCCCCCCAGCCGUGGAAAUGGAAACUAAAGUGAUAGUAGAAUUUCAGCCGGAAGUGACUAUGGUGAACACACGUCAAUCUCAAGCAAAGGGUAAGAUGACAAUCCUGAUGUGUUACGUCACGGCGUUCCCCCAGGCCCUCUCCUUCUGGAGGUACCAUGGACAGGAAGUGCCGACAUCAGAGAGAAUCAAGGUGGAAAUUUACCCGGAAAGUAAACCCCACACCAUUUCUCUCAGACUCCGGAUGCUCAAUAUAUCGGAGUCGGACUUCGGAGAGUAUGAAUGCGUGGCCUCCAACAAGUUAGGGCGGGACCGGGAAGCCAUGAUUCUGUUCGAAUAUCGGCCUCCCGAACCGACCAGUACAACCACAACCUCUGUUGUUAUCCCGACGACCAGUACAAGCCGAUCAUUGGUGGCUCUUGUGACGUAUAGACCACGUGUCACGGAGAAAGUACAGCCGUUCAAACCCGGAGAAACAAGUUUUGUCAGUAGCCAGAACGGAGGGCAUAUUCUACAUAAAAAUUUAGCCGUUAUUGUGGUGACAUUAUUUUUAAGUUCGCUUUCGAUAUCUUAGCACGGAUUCUAAUCACGUGACCCAGUGUAAAUGGCGCCCAGAGGAAAGAAAGGCGAAUGGAUUUCAUCCAAUCAUACUUUAUACUUUGUGUUACUUACAUUCCACGUGAUUUGGGGUCCGUUACUAAUUUUGGUGACGUCACUGUGUGUUCUAAUAGUCUUGUUGUGUUAUAACAUCACUGAUUGUUAUCUGUUAUUAGAUUUGAUUAUUUUUAUGCUCUUUAUCCAUCAUUUCAUCAAGUGCUAACAUUUUCAUUGAACUUGAUUUUUGAGUUCGUAUUUAUACAUGAAAUGAAUAGACCGAUUCACAGUAUCAGUCCCUACUCUUUUGAAUCCAUAUUCAGUGUUAUGUCUGACCAAUGUGUGCGCAUGCGUAUGUGCAUGUGAGUAUGACCAAUGAUAGGGGUAUUGUUUAAGCCUCCUUCCCCCUCCUCAUGACCUUAUUUCGUAUGUGCUCAUUUUUUGUACAAUGACGACAUUUAUCAGAUAGUGAUAUCUAAUAAAACAUUAAUUUUA
Messenger RNA from Magallana angulata, 1940 nucleotides. RefSeq names its product limbic system-associated membrane protein-like. Gene Ontology annotation, cellular component: neuron projection. The record is from RefSeq and is a predicted model, not a curated record. Lineage: Eukaryota; Metazoa; Mollusca; Bivalvia; Ostreida; Ostreidae. The coding region runs from base 160 to 1425 and encodes 421 amino acids. The transcript is spliced from 9 exons.